AUGCGCAGGCGCCGCCACUUCGCGGGGGACCGCCGACAUGGCCGCGCAGUUGGGCUGGCUGCUGCUACCGCUGCUCCUGCUGACGGCGGCCGCUCGGCCCGACAGCGCCGGCUCCGCGCCGCUGCCGGGGCCGGGGCUCUCGUAUGGAGGUAUCCCAUACGGCAGUGUAAGCGGCAAUGUGGCCGAAUUCUUCAAUCGCCAGGCGUCACCUGGCGGCCGCGCGCAGCAACUGGCACCAUACCCCGAGGUUGACUUCGCACCUAUCGAACAGUAUCUGUGAUAGAUGUCGCUACUAGUUCUAGAAUUUUCGUUUUAUGCCGGCCACACUCUAUCUUACGCUGACGCGAAUGAACGAACAUUGUAGUUUGUAGGAGAGCUUUUAUUUACCGCAAGACAAUACCAGCAAUGUAUUCCGAAUACGCCAAAGUUUGGCGAACUGUUUGCCGAUAGUGUAAAACCGGUAUUAUACUUUUCCAUGAAAUUUAAAUUGUUGAAGAGAAGAAUGAAGACAUUAAAUUCCACCGCUUAUGCCACCGCAAAACAUCUACACAGAAGUAAAGUAAAGUAUUUUUAGAAUAAAUCUUUAGUAAUAGGAUUGGAAGAAAUAAAUAAACGUUUUUUUAGUUA
Molecule: messenger RNA, 627 nt
Organism: Plodia interpunctella (Indianmeal moth)
Lineage: Eukaryota; Metazoa; Arthropoda; Insecta; Lepidoptera; Pyralidae
Exons: 3
Coding region: 38-280 (80 amino acids)
Source: RefSeq, a predicted model, not a curated record